CCCCCUGAGUGCUGGUGGGAUAUCCCCGUGACAGCUGCUGCUGCCCCUUACCGGGGCCCUAGCUAACAGCACCCCCGCUCUGAUCAUCACUGCACGCAGCAGAGCGGGGAGCCCGUUAGGCCAAGUAACUCAAGAUGAAAAGCAAUGAUAAUGGCAAUACCAAAGCCACUCACAGAUGCCCCCAUCCUCCAGGGACCGUGCUUCUGGAAGAAAAAGAGGAGAAAAGUAUAUCCUUACAGACCAAAGUAGUAGAAAAAUUAAAGAAAACAUGUAGUUGUUCCCCCAAUAAAGCUAAAGACAUGCUCUUCAGUUUCCUGCCUGUGCUGCAAUGGCUGCCCCAAUACAAACUAAAAGAAAAUAUAUUGGGCGAUGCCAUGUCUGGCCUUAUUGUUGGCAUCCUUUUGGUUCCACAAUCUAUUGCCUAUUCACUUUUGGCUAGCCAGGAACCUAUCUAUGGCCUUUACACCUCCUUCUUUGCCUGCAUUAUUUAUUUCUUAAUGGGAACAUCUAAACAUAUUCAUGUUGGAAUAUUCGGAGUACUAUGUUUGAUGGUUGGUGAAGUUGUGGACCGGGAACUUCAAGCCGCAGGGUACGACAUACUGGAGAACCAAGGAAGCGAGUCUUCAAUUGAUGCUUUAGUAGGCAACCAAACACUUGAUGUUAACCAGACUUUAAGAAUGACGUGUGACAGAAGCUGCUAUGCAAUAACAGUAGGAGUCACCGUUACAUUCAUGGCCGGAGUUUAUCAGGUGUUAAUGGGAUUCUUACAAGUUGGCUUUGUUUCCGUGUAUCUCUCUGACUCUUUGCUCAGUGGCUUUGCAACAGGUGCGUCUUUCACAAUCCUCACAUCCCAAAUCAAAUAUCUUUUAGGUUUAAGUAUACCACGCGCCAAUGGCAUUGGCUCUUCCGUCUACACCUGGAUCUAUAUUUUCCAGAAAAUUCACUUGACCAACAUUUGUGAUCUUGUUACCAGCAUUGUGUGCCUCCUAGUACUAAUCCCAACCAAAGAACUCAAUGAAUGUUUCAAGUCUAAGCUUAAAGCCCCAAUACCUGUUGAACUCUUUGUAGUGGUUGGCGCAACUCUUGCCUCUCACUUUGGCCAUCUCAAAGAGAAAUAUGGCUCCAGUAUUGCAGGGGAAAUUCCUACUGGGUUUCUUAUGCCAAAACCACCAGAAUGGAGCCUAAUUCCCAACAUUGCCUUGGGGGCUUUGUCCAUUGCGAUUAUAGGAUUUGCCAUCACUGUCUCACUCUCUGAGAUGUUUGCCAAGAAACAUGGGUAUGAGGUGAAGGCCAAUCAGGAAAUGUAUGCCAUUGGAUUUUGCAACAUUAUCCCAUCAUUUUUCCAUUGCUUCACCACAAGUGCUGCUCUGGCAAAAACACUAGUGAAGGAAUCGACAGGUUGCAAAACUCAAAUCUCAGGAAUCAUGACCUCUCUAGUCAUUUUGUUGGUUCUGCUGGUGAUUGCUCCUCUCUUUUACUCGCUUCAGAAAUGUGUUCUUGGUGUUGUAACCAUAGUGAAUUUAAGAGGUGCCCUCAGAAAAUUUUUAGACCUUCCCAGAAUGUGGAGAGUAAAUAAAGUAGACACUGCCAUUUGGUUGGUUACCAUGUUUUCAUCAGCAUUAAUUAGUACAGAACUUGGACUUUUGAGUGGCAUAGCUUUUUCUAUGUUCUGCGUUAUUGUAAGAUCUCAAAAACCUGGGUCAACACUGUUAGGAAGAGUGGAGGCCUCAGAGGUGUAUGAGUCCAUGACUAUAUAUAAGGAUCUAAAUACCACAAAAGGCAUUAAGGUUUUUCGGUUUGAAGCCCCCAUCUACUAUGUGAAUAAGCAAUGCUUUAAAUCAACCUUGUAUAAACUGUCUGGUGUGGACCCAGUAUCUGUGGCAUCAGCAAAACGAAAGGCAGCAAAGAAGAAAGAGAUGCUGCAGAAACAGGAGAGCAUCAAAGAAACCAAUAUCAUUGAGCUGGAAACUGUACAGUGGAUGUAUAAGGAGCCAGUGUCUCUGCAUUCCAUAGUCAUUGACUGCAGUGCCAUUCAGUUUAUAGAUACAGCGGGAUUAAUUACCUUGAAAGAGAUCUUGAAGGAUUAUAAUGACAUCGGUAUUCGUGUCUUAUUGGCUCAGUGCAAUAAGUCUGUGAGGAAUUCCCUUAGGAAUGGGGACUUUUUUAAGAAGGAAGAAGGCACUGUGGUGUUUUAUAGCAUCCAUCAAGCUGUGCAGUUUGCACUAUACGAGCAGGAGCAAGAAGAUGCUUGUGUUAAUGGGUCUGCAGUUUAAAGGAUGGAAGUUACAGUUAACCUGAUUGCACAUGAUUAUAAAUCUACAAUUAUACAAAUGCACUAUAGAAGUGUGCAGUCUGGAAUUGCUCACAAUCCUAUAAAACAGAUAUUUAUGUAUAAAACAGGAUAACAUUAAUCUAUAAUGGAAGUUUAUUCAUGUUCUCAACAGUAUAGGACACAAGAUGGUAUUCUCAGCAGGAAGGGUUUAUAUACAAAUUAUGGUAGAUUAAGUUAUGUGAUUUACCGCUCUUUUUAUCUGUUAAUUUACCAAAAAUAUGACUGUACAUGUUUGAUUUCUCUACACACACUACUGUUUGAUCCUUCUGCCAGUUUGAUGAACUUCCAGAUAGGUGGCCAAUUGGCAACAUUACCAGAUUGUUUUGGUCAGGCAGAACUAUCAUUUGAGAAUCACAUAUGGUAUGUUAUUAUAGCAAUUUGUUCAGAUGCAACCAAAUUGGUCUACAAGAUAGUAGUGUAUGUGGUUACAUUUAUUCUGGCUUUUAACUCAGGAUUUUAUAGAUAACAGUAUAUUUAAUAUCACUUUAUUUUUUAUUUAUAUUGUAAAGUGCACUUAAAUUGAUUGAAUUUCAUGAAGAAAAUUGUUGUGCCGUACGUUACUUUAGGGAUUUUUAAAGAGGCCAGGCAUUUUAUUAUGUAGUAUAGCUAUAGAAAGAUUGCACUAACUGUGUAAAUUUAGUACAGCAGCUGCUGUAACGCAAUACAGUAAAUUCAGCUCAGGAAAGAUCACACAACCAGCUUAGACCCAAUAAUUGUAAUUUGUUAUCUAACCAUACAGUGGUGCUUGAAAGUUUGUGAACCCUUCAGAAUUUUCUAUAUUUCUGAUGAAAUUUGGCCUAAAACUACCUCAGAUUUUUAUACAAGUCCUAAAAGUAAAUAAAGAGAACCAAAUCAAACAAAUGAGACAAAAAAAUAGACAUGUUAAUUUUUUUUACUGGGAAAAUUAGCUGCGAGUGGCAAAAGUCUGCGAACCUUUAGGCUUAGCAGAUAUUUUGAAGGUGAAAUUAGAGUCAGAUAUUUUCAAUCUAUGGGAUGACAAUCUGGUAUGAGUAGACAACCCGUCUUUUAAAAAAAAACAGGGAUCUAUCAAAGUCUGAUGUUUACAACAUGUUUGUGGAAGUUUAACAUGCAAUGAACAAAGGAGAUUUCUGAGGACCUCAUCAGGCUGGAACAGGUUACAAAACCAUAUCUAAAGAGUUUAGACUCCAGCAGUGAACAGUCAGACAGAUUGUGUAAAAAUGGAGUUAAUUCCAGACCAGGAAAUACCCUCCCCAGCAGUGGUCGACCAACAAAGAUCAUGCAAAGAGCAAGGUGUCUAAUAGUUUGCAAUGUCACCUCUAAGCAACUGAAGGCCACUCUAAAUGGUGUGCAUGGCAGGAAUGCAAGAAGAAAACUGCUGCUCUUCAAAAAGAACAUCACUGCCCAUCUGCAGUUUGCUAAAGAUCACCUGGACAAGCUUGAAGGCUAUUGGAACAAUUUUUUGUGGAUAGAUGAAUCCAUAAUAGAUUUUAUUGCAGAGGUUCCCAAACUGUGUGCCAUGGCUCCCUGGGGUGCCUCGGGACACUUGCAGGGGUGCCCUGGGUUGGUGGUCCAGGACCAAUUCAAAUUAUUCAUGGUCAAUAUAAUAGGCAAAACCAGUGCUGGUGGCUACCAGUCAUAACAUAUGUGGCCAAACAGAAGCAAAUCUUGUCCCUCACCACACAACUGACCCUAAGGAUGACAUAUAAACGCGAUCUACUUAAUGUAAUAUUUCUUUCUUAAUUUCUCAAUAAGAAAUUUUUGGCCUAGGGGUGCUGUGAAAAAAAUUCUGAUAUUCUAGGGCGCCGUGUUUUAAAAAAGUUUGGAAACCACUGUUUUAUUAGAUUAAAUGAGAAGCGUUAUGUUUGGAGAAAGGAGAACACUGCAUUCCAGCAUAAAAAACCUCAUACCAUCUGUGAAACACGAUGGCGGUGGUAUCAUAGUUUAGGCCUGUUUUGCUGCUUCUGGACACAGACAACUUGCCAUCAUUGAUGGGAAAUGAAUUCUGAAUUAUUCUAGAAAAAUGUCAGGACAUCAGUAUGCGGUUAGCAUACCGCUCGUCGGGAUCCCGGUUGUCAAAAUACCGACCCUGGGAUUCCAACGGGGCACCAUACGGCCGCCAGUAUACCGGCAAGGUAGGUGAUUCCCCCUCUAUGGUUGUCCAUGACACCCAUGGAGAGAGAAUAGAACCUGUCGCCACCCAGCCCACAAGGGGCUUUGUUGCACUUGCCCCCCUACCAGCAUUCUACCGCUCGGGAUGCCGAUGUCGGUAUACUGACAUUUGGCAUCCCAUGCACAGUAGCUCAUACCGAACCCAGGACAUCUGUUCAUGAGCUGCGUCUCAAGAGAACGUGGGUCAUGUAACAAGACAUCGACCCAAAGCACACAAGUUAUUCGACCAAAGAAUGGUUAAAGAAGAAUAAAUGUAAUCCAAUUGAAAUGUUGUUGAAGGACCUGAAGCGAGAAGUUCAUAGGAUGAAACCCACCAACAUAAUAGAGUUGAAGCUGUUUUGUACGGAGGAAUGGGAUAAAGUUCCUCCAAGCUGAUGUUCAGGACUAAUCAACAAUUACAGGAAGAGUUUACAUGCAGUUAUUGCUGCACAAGGGGGUCAUACUAGAUACUGAAAGCAAAUGUUCACAUUCUUACUGUAUGCCGCUCACAGAUAUGUGAUAUUUGAUCAUUUUCCUCAAUAAAAAAAUGAGCAUGUCUAUUUUUUUUGUCUCACUUGUUUGAUUUGGUUCUCUUGUGUGAAAAUUUUAGGUAGUUUUAGAUCAAAUUUCAGUACAAAUAUAGACAAUUCUGAAGAGUUCACAAACUUUCAAUCACCACUGUACCUCACAGCUAUCCAGAUUUAGACGGAUGGUCACAUUCUGUGACGCUGAUAUCCCCCUGAUAAGGACAUUUAUUCCAGCUGUUAGAAUGUUAGGAUGUAUCUCUCACUGACUACGGCUACAUGCAAUAAUAUGAGGUGUUUCAGGAGUGGGAAGCAGCCUAGCACUUCAGAAGCUCUAUGCAUAGCCACGGGGAGAGGUGACAUACCCCCAUCGUGGCAUGGCCAGUACCCUUUUUCCAUGUUGUCCCAAUUCCAAAAACUUAUUUUGAGAGGUAUGAUUAAGGACAUUUACUGAAUAAGAAUGACUACAGUGUGUUUAUGAACACUACCACCUGUCUGUGCCUUAAAAAUUGAGGUAAAUAGAAAAUGCGUAUAGUUGUGUCCUGUAUAUAUGCUAUACUUUAUGAACAAUGUAAAUUAAAUCUAUCAAUUUAAAUUUUCAGGCUGGUUAUUAAUUAUGUCUACAAAAUGAAAAAGCCACUGUAGAUAUUCUUUUUAAUAGCUGUGACGCUAUUAAGAAGACUGGUCAGAUGGAAUUUGUAGUGGUAAGGGUGCUGUCUGUCAUAUCUUAUAUGAGUAUUCUUACGGAGAGGACACAAGGUCCAAAAGACACUGCACAGGCAUAGAAAAACCAAUUAAGGAAUAUUAAUGAAACCAACCAU
Molecule: messenger RNA, 5807 nt
Organism: Pseudophryne corroboree (corroboree frog)
Lineage: Eukaryota; Metazoa; Chordata; Amphibia; Anura; Myobatrachidae
Gene: SLC26A2
Product: solute carrier family 26 member 2
Exons: 3
Coding region: 135-2273 (712 amino acids)
Biological process (GO): transmembrane transport
Cellular component (GO): plasma membrane
Molecular function (GO): secondary active sulfate transmembrane transporter activity; oxalate transmembrane transporter activity; chloride transmembrane transporter activity
Source: RefSeq, a predicted model, not a curated record